AUGCACCAGCAUUUCCAUCAGGAGCAUCUCCAAAAAGUGAAAACUACAACAGUGGUGCUUGUGCCCGUGCGCACUCGAUAUUCUGAUCACGUCGUAGCUUCCUCUUUCGGCACAGGCCCAGCACAUCUCAUGAUAAUAUUCGUGUGGUUGCGGAUAUGUUGGCCCCAUGAAUCCUGCUUGAACUCUCAACGAAUGGCUCCCAAGAAGGACAAGAAGAAACAGAACGAACCUGUUCAGCCGGAAUUGGUUACUGCAUACAAACCACGCGAGCCCCUCCCGCCGAUUGAGCCUCCCGAUGUAUCAGAGGUGGACGCUCAGUGGAAGGCCUUGCGGGACCAGUAUGUCCAGCCACUCCCGGCUUGGAACUCUGAGUUCGUCGACACCACUGAGUGGAGGCCAAAUGAAACAGAAGAUGCCUUCGUCAGCAAUCAGUUCUCAGUCUUCGCCAUGCCAAGAAGUUUCGCUGCACUCGUUGCCGGCUGGCGCCGAGCGGGCGCAUCUGCGUUAGCAAAGGGGGAGCUUCUUCCAGAGGCCAGACGAAAUCGACGUAGGGCAGCGGGUAAUACAGAAGAUACACAUCAUCUGUACAUGCAUGUGUGUAUACAUAAACGUAUAUUUAUGAUAUAA
Messenger RNA from Symbiodinium sp. CCMP2592, 627 nucleotides. Lineage: Eukaryota; Dinophyceae; Suessiales; Symbiodiniaceae. The record is from the annotation of a GenBank genome assembly.